Tarenaya hassleriana is the source of this 1136-nucleotide messenger RNA. RefSeq names its product transcription factor PRE5. Lineage: Eukaryota; Viridiplantae; Streptophyta; Magnoliopsida; Brassicales; Cleomaceae. The transcript is spliced from 2 exons. The record is from RefSeq and is a predicted model, not a curated record. Gene Ontology annotation, molecular function: protein dimerization activity. Gene Ontology annotation, biological process: regulation of growth; regulation of DNA-templated transcription. The coding region runs from base 611 to 886 and encodes 91 amino acids.
CUUGUCUUUUUCUAUAUUUCCUCUUCUUACUCCUACUUUAACCUAUGCUUUUGCUAUGCCCAUUGCAUGUAUAUUGUGGAACAAAAACCGGCUGAUUAAACACUGCACUUAUUUUAUAUAUGUAUACAUGUAUAUAUGAAUUGGUCAUGUGUUACUAUUCCCGUAUAUGUAUAAGCAGCAAAUGGAGCGGACAUUAAUAAUUAUUAUAUUCAAACCCACAGUACAGUAUAUAUCUUCCCCUCUCCAUCUCCCUCGCUCACACGGAAACCUCCAAGUUUAAGCCACUGCUUUCUCCUAUGCACUUGUCUUCUUCAUAUCCAACAUCACUGUUUAUGUUUAUUGUUCUCUCUCUCUCUCUCUCUCUCUCUCUCUACGUGGUCCCUUCCCCCUUUAUAACACUCUUAUCUCUUCCCAUUUCUCCAUAUCUUUAAACCCUUAAACCAUCCAUAGCUCUCCUUCCCCCUUCCCCCAAUCCCAAAAGUUCUCUGCUUCUUCUCAUGAAAGUUUCCAAAUAAACCCAACAAGGGGAAGAAAGAGAAGAAAGGAGAUCGAGAAAGGGUUUUCCGCAAUAUCUCUCAUUCACACACACACGGGCAGUAUAACUUGGAGAAUGUCGAGCAGAAGAUCGAGACAGGCAAGUGUUUCGAGGAUCAGUGAUGAUCAGAUCAUCGAUCUCGUCUCUAAACUCCGCCAACUUCUACCUGAGAUUCGCCCCAACCGUCGUUCUGACAAGGUGUCGGCGUCAAAGGUGCUGCAAGAGACAUGCAACUACAUCAGAAACUUGCACAGAGAAGUGGAUGAUCUCAGUGAGCGGCUGUCUCAGCUUCUGGAAACCAUUGACGCGGAUAGCCCCGAAGCCGCCAUCAUUAGGAGUUUAAUUAUGUAAUAAUUAUUUAUUUAAAAAGGAGCUUUUAUCGAUCAGUUGCGGUUCCAUGUCUCUUGCUGCUGAUUUUUCUACAUAUUAAUAAUCGCUUGUAUGCUUCUUAUCUCUCUUAAUAAUAUUAUAAAGUCUUCUAGGUCUAAGUUUUCCAUUUUCUCUUUAUCGUUGGACGAUUAAAAAAAAAUCUAUAGCAUGGAGAUGCAUAUUUGAUGCCGUUUAUAUGUACGCGUAUAUAUGAGCAUGAAUGCAAUUCAUA